AUGGCACCACUGGAUCAGAUUGUGGUUGUUCAGAAACCAACUACUACAGAUGUUGAAGCUGAUUUCCCUAGUGUUGUAAGGUACGGCUGUUAUGGAUCCAUCUACUGCUGCCAUACAAACCCCACAAUGUCAAAGAGCCACAGUCUCCUGCUUUACUACUCGCCAGCCCUUGGACCUGCAAGUGUUGGGGGGGAUGCGAUAAUUGCAGAUUGGUCAGAAAGACCUGUAUGCCUUUCCACCAUUCAAGACGCUCUUCAAGAGUGCUCAGUGAAGGAGUGGAUUAGCCUACUUGGCACACUGUCCUCGAGAGAACAGUUCGUGUCCUUGGGGAGACUACAUAUGAUGAAUCUCCAGUUCUUACUCAAGAUAAACAGGAACAAGAAGAAAUUUCCAGACUCGUUUGUGUUCCAGGCGACAUCUGAAAUAAAGGAGGACCUGUCUUGGUGGAGAUCAGAAGACAGGCUGUUAGAAGGGAUGUCCCUUCUCCCUCUGAUCCCCGACCUAUUAUUCUAUUCAGACAUGUCCAGUCGAAGUUGGGGAGCUCUCCUGGGGCGACAAGAAAGUCUUGGGGACAUGGAAUGCUUGACAGAGAGACUGGCACAUCAAUUUGAAAGAAUUGACUACUAUCCACUGAGGGCUGUUGGAAUUUUAGUAACUGUCCACUCCGACAAUACAACAGCUCUUUUACAUCAAGAAGUAGGGAGGAACACACUUUCUCUCUGUGAAGUGGCAAGAGCCCUUCUGUUAUGGGCAGAUCGGAGCUACACCAGAAUCUUAACAAGGUUCAUACAAGGGAAAGUCGACAUCCUAGCGAAGGAAUUAAGCCACAAGGAGGAGGUUCUUCUCACAGAGUGGGUUUUCAACCCAUUGGUAUGCCUUGAUUUGUGGAGACUAUGGGGCAGACCGAUUCUAGACCUAUUUGCAACGUCAAAGAACCAGUGUCCUGCUUUACUGCUUCCCAGCCCCUGGACCUCUAAGCAUGGGAGACAAAGCGAUAAUCGCAGAUUGGUCAGACAAAGACCUGUAUGCCUUCCACCAUUCAAGAAGGUGAGAGAGGUCAUAAACAAGUUCAGGUCCCACCAGAACAUUUCCAUGACACUCAUUGCCCCUUUCUGGGCAGUGCAGGAAUGCUUUCCGGAUCCACUGGAGCUCCUGGUGGACUUUCCAAGUUUGUUACCAGAGAAGACCAGUCUACUUAAAACCGCCCCAUUUCAGGCGGUUCCAAUAAGGUCUGUCCACUCUGGUCCUGACAGACUGUCCGAUGACUUACGAGUGAAAGGCUUAUUAAGCAAAGCUGCAAGAGCUGUUGCUCAAAGCAGAAGGAAGUCCUCGAGUGAAGUGUACCAGGCGAAGUGGGCAAUCUUGCGAUCCUGGUGCAAGGAGUAUAACAUCUCGUCUUCUAAGACAUCUGUUGCAGAAAUUGCUGAUUUCCUUUUAUACUAA
Messenger RNA from Macrobrachium nipponense, 1443 nucleotides. RefSeq lists its product as uncharacterized. The coding region runs from base 1 to 1443 and encodes 480 amino acids. Lineage: Eukaryota; Metazoa; Arthropoda; Malacostraca; Decapoda; Palaemonidae. The transcript is spliced from 3 exons. The record is from RefSeq and is a predicted model, not a curated record.